AUGUUAUUUGUUGGUAUACCAUAAUAACAAGAUGUACAUUCAUUGUAAUUAGGACCUGUGCAUUAACUACAUGAUGGAUAACAUUGUAGUUUAGAGACAUAAACAUUUCUAAGAGAAACCUAUCCUUAAUUUGUAUUAGAGGAUGUAAAAUUAAUUUAGCCAGAUAUUGUUCCUGGUAAUACAAGUGAAAAAUUCAAAGUUUUAACUUCAAAUGGAAGAGUAUCACAAAAUCCAGUUGUCAUUGUAUAAGUAGUAGGUGAUUUGUAGGGAUAUGAAUAUGUAAAAGUUCCUAUCAUAAAUUAAAUAGUUUGAGAUGACCAUGUACCUUAAAAAUAUAAAUCCAUAGACAUCCAAUAUCCAUCCAUGAAUGA
This is a messenger RNA of Paramecium primaurelia, 371 nucleotides long. Lineage: Eukaryota; Ciliophora; Oligohymenophorea; Peniculida; Parameciidae. The record is from the annotation of a GenBank genome assembly.